This is a messenger RNA of Adineta ricciae, 711 nucleotides long. Lineage: Eukaryota; Metazoa; Rotifera; Eurotatoria; Adinetida; Adinetidae. The record is from the annotation of a GenBank genome assembly.
AUGGUUACUAAUUAUCCGUUUGUCUUGAUCUAUUGUAAAUAUAAAAGAAUUCUUCGUGAAGCACCAAGCUUCUGUUUAUGGUGGAAUUGGUGGAUUUUUUCUACCACCACCGUGUAUGAAUGGUCUGCAGCAUGGGGUUCAAUUGAACGACAUUUACUUAUAUUUCACGAGAAUCUGAUAUCAACACGAGAAAAAGAAUUUUGCUAUCACACAUUACCUAUCUUAACUAUAAUUGUUUACUCUGUUCUAUUUUACUUCAUUGUGAUUGUCUGCAGUUCGUGUGGAAAUUAUCCGAAUCACCAUGAUAUAUUUUGUCUUACGCCUUGCUUUUUACGAAAUGGAUCUAUCAUGGCAUUGUAUGACAUUACAAUGCACGCAUUCAUACCCGUGACUAUAAUAAUUGUGACGAAUGCAGCAUUGGUGGUUCGAAUAUUACUGCAAAACCAAAGACAAUGCAACUUAGCUACCUACACUGUGGCAAUCGCUACCUUAUUUAUGGUCACUGUGUAUCCUGUAGUCAUUAAUCGAAUUAUUUCUAUGCAUACGCGACAGUUGAAACCGAAUAUUUUGCAAACCGCAAUGUUAACAUAUCUUCCUACUUUAUCGAUAAUUGGUCUUCCAGUGCUUUCAUUACUUUUUCUGCGAGAUUUCAAAGCAACAGUUUUUAGCUUUCCCGAAGAAAACAUUAAUUCUUCGCCUAUAAAUACUUAA